GAGGAUUUAUAGAGAGCUCUUUGAACAUCAUCUUUAUCUUCUCUGCAACUUUAACUUCAUGGCGGCACUAGAUUUGGGUUCCUCGUCCUCCUCUGCUGCCUCCACAAGUACUGGAUCUUCAAGUUACGAUGUCUUUCUCAACUUUAGGGGCGAAGAUACUCGCAAAAACUUCACCGGCUUCCUUUACAAAACUCUGAAAGAUAGAGGAAUCAAUGUUUUUCUUGAUAGUGAAAAAUUGUGGACUGGAGAAGCAAUUGGCCCAGCCCUCCAUAAAGCGAUUGAAGGCUCCAAAAUCUCGAUCCCUGUCUUCUCUAAAGGUUAUGCGGAUAGCAAAUGGUGCUUGCAGGAACUUGCUCACAUAGUUCAAUGCCAAACAUCCAACAAUCAAAUUGUCAUCCCCAUAUUCUUCCACGUUGACCCAUCGGAUGUUCGGAAUCAGACCGGAACUUUUGAAGAAGCAUUUCGAAAGCAUGAGAAGAAUUUCGAAUCCUCUACUAUAGAGAGUUGGAGGAAAGCUUUGAGAGUGGUAGGGAAUUUGAACGGAGAAGUUCUCGACGAAACUAAGGAUCAAGCAAAGAUAGUUGAAUUAGUUGUCAAAAGAGCUCUGGGUGAAUUAGUCAGUAGCACACACUUGGCUGAAUGUAAAUACCGUAUUGAUAUGGAUUCCAAAGAAAAGGAUCUAUUGUCGUUAUUAAAUAUUGGCUCCAAUGAUGUUCAAUUCGUGGGAAUCUGUGGUUUUGGUGGCAUCGGGAAGACAACAAUUGCCAAGGCUGUGUAUAAUCGCACCCUUUCAACCUUCAAUAAGCAUAGUUUUCUUUCAGACGUUAGAGAACAUGCGACGCAAUGCAUGGGUCUACUGUCUUUGCAGAAGCGAUUUCUUCACGAUAUCAUCAAUACAGACAUUGACAUAAGUGAUCUUCAUAGGGGGAAAAAACUGAUAGAAGAAAGAGUCUGUAAAAAGAAGGUUCUGCUUGUUCUUGAUGAUGUGGAUAGUAAAGAACAAAUAGAUGCUUUGGCUGGUGAGCUCAACUGGUUUGGUCAAGGAAGUAGGAUAAUAAUUACAACCAGAGACGAACAUAUUUUGAACUUGGCUAAAGUUAAUAGAGAUAAAAUAUACAGGCCUCAAUUGCUAGAUCUUGACCAUUCCCUUCAACUAUUUAGUUGGCAUGCGUUUCAAAACAACCAACCUCCUGAAGAUUAUAUGGAACUCUCACGUGAUGUGGCAGUCCAUUCUAGAGGGUUGCCUUUAACUCUAGAGGUGUUUGGGUCUUACUUAUCAGACCUAAGUGACAGAGAAGAGUGGGAGAGUACAUUACAAAGUUUGAAAGAAAUUCCUCCUAAUGAAGUUCAGAGAAGGUUGAAGAUAAGCUAUGACAAUUUAGAAAACCAUUAUCAAAAAGCCAUAUUUCUUGAUGCUGCUUGCUUUUUCAUUGAAUGGAAGAAAGCAAUUAUAAUUUCCAUAUGGGAAGCUCUUGGUUAUAAUCCUAAGGCAGCAAUAAACAGACUAAUUAAAAGAUCUCUUCUACAUUUUGAAUAUCGUUGGGAUGGUGAAUACCUGAUGAUGCAUGAUCACAUUCGAGACAUGGGAAGAGAAAUCGUCUUAGAAGAAAGCCGUAUGGAUCCGGGUAAGCGUAGCAGGUUAUGGUCUCAUGGAGAAAUCUUAGAAGUAUUAGAAGGACAGAUGGGAACUGAUAUGAUAAAAAGCAUGAGUCUCCCCCGUUUCUCUGGGCCGCCUAUUAAUUUAACUAGUGAAUCUUUUGAGAUGAUGCCCAAUCUAAGAUUUCUUAACAUUAGUUCAGCAGAGUUUAUGGGAGACUUUUCACGCUUUCCUUCUGCAUUAAGAUGGCUUGCGACAAGCUGCUCUCAAAUUUUUUCACCUACCAAUUUUUAUCAUAAGAGAUUAGUUUAUCUCAACUUAUCAUGGAACAAAUUCAAACAAGUUUGGAAUAUCAGGCCUCAAGAUGAGAAUAAGCGGUUCCAAAAUUUGAAAGUUCUCAAUCUUAGUUGGUGUGAAAAUUUAUCCAAGUCCCCAGACUUUUCGUGGUUUCCUUACUUGGAGCAAUUAAAUCUUACAGGCUGUGAUUCCUUGGAUGAGUUAGAUGAGUCCAUCGGGAAGUUGAGUCAGCUCAAAAGUCUCAUUCUCAAUUCAUGCUACUCACUCAAGAAGUUGCCCGAUGGUGUUGGACUAUUACAGAAACUUAAGGUAUUAAAUUUUGGAUAUUGCAGUAAACUAGUGAAGCUACCGAGAUCAAUGGGGGGAAUGAGAUGUUUGGAUAGCAUUAACCUAUAUAGAAUCAAUAUUACUAAAUUUCCUGAUGUUUUUUUAAUGCCCCCGAAUCUCCCCGAAUCUAGUGAAGCUGGAAAUAUAUUAUCAAAGUCUGCUUCAAUCCCUCCCAAUUUGUCAAAGCUGAAAUUUUUGAAAACAUUAAAGCUCUGGUAUUGCAAAAAGCUGGAGGAGAUUCCAGGCCUUGAGGGAACAGAAUCGUUGGAAGAAUUGGAUGCGAGAGGAUGCUAUAACUUGACAAAUAAUACUCCGAGGAUGAAGGUCCAGAUAGCCAAAGUGAAAUUCUGUGAGAUCUUGUUCAAGAACAGGGAACCUGACCAACAACAAAAGCCUAAUCAACAUUCGAGUGCCUUCAAUUAUGUAGAUGAGGAUGGUGGAGUAGUAACAUUAAAUUAUUGGCCCGCCGCUGCUGCUGCUGCUGUUGAUGAUGAUGAUGAUGAUUAUGAUUAUGAGGCAUCAGGUCCUUCUUUUAGUCUGAGCUUAACAUGCUGGCCACCAGCAGCAGAAGUUGAAGGAUCAAAUUCUUUUCCUUUUAAAGAAAAAGCAGAGGAAGAGGGAAUGUUGUUGAUGAGGGCUAGAUGUGACUACAAUGGAGCUUCUCUAGAUAAUAAUGAGGACGAGGAGGAGGAGGUAUCAUUUCCAUCCCUUAGCCUGGCUUUAACAUCACCAUGUGUAGUACUGGAAUUAAAUGAUGGGUUCAAUCAGCAGAUGCUACAACAUCCAUCAUUUGUGCAGGAAAAUACAGAAGAAGAGGAUAGGAAUAACACAGCAGUUGAUUUCUUGAGUUGUUUAGGAUUGGACUCUGUUUCUGAUGCAAUGGAGGAAGAGGGAGAGAUGAUGGUGAGGCCAAGCAAGAGAGCUCGUCUUCUUCUUAACAAUGAUGAUGAUGAGGCACUGGAUGGUCCUUCUCUUAGCCUCUGA
Telopea speciosissima is the source of this 3205-nucleotide messenger RNA. RefSeq names its product TMV resistance protein N-like. NCBI's taxonomy places the organism in Eukaryota, Viridiplantae, Streptophyta, Magnoliopsida, Proteales, Proteaceae. Gene Ontology annotation, biological process: signal transduction; defense response. Gene Ontology annotation, molecular function: ADP binding. The transcript has 6 exons. Bases 59 to 3205 code for a protein of 1048 amino acids. The record is from RefSeq and is a predicted model, not a curated record.